Australozyma saopauloensis is the source of this 1071-nucleotide messenger RNA. RefSeq lists its product as uncharacterized. Lineage: Eukaryota; Fungi; Ascomycota; Pichiomycetes; Serinales; Metschnikowiaceae. Bases 1 to 1071 code for a protein of 356 amino acids. The record is from RefSeq and is a predicted model, not a curated record. Gene Ontology annotation, cellular component: mitochondrion. The transcript has a single exon.
AUGCUACGCCUCCACUUCUUCAUCAAACGUACCUCGCUAAGAUAUGCACCGCACACAAACCUUGUAAAUUCUAUUCGACCGCUCCAAUCCCGCCGCUUCAGCGUAUCUUAUCGAAGAUUUCAGGAAGACACAACCAGCAGCACUAAGCUGCCGAAUCCGCAGGAGCCACACAAAGCAGAAAUAGUCCCGGGCACCAUUAAUAUAAACCAGUCAUCCCAAACUCAAACUCAAACCCCGUCGCUGUCAGCUGGAGAUGGGUCCGUAAACUCCGAGCAAAGUCCGGAUAAGCCACCAGUGACUACCACCAGUGACCCAUCUUUGGGCGAGCUAAGUAAAGAUAAGGAUGCCAGCGUAGACCAAGAUGACGAGGCACACAAAGAUGAGUUUCUCACCACCAUUUUCGAAGAAAUGGAGCCAUAUAUCGACACCUAUGCCGUGUACAAACGACUCAUAGAUGCGGGCUUCACCCCUCCUCAAAGCGACGAGGUCAUCCAAUUACUCAUUGCACAACUCAAUACCAAGCUCUCGAAGCUCCUGACAAAGUACUCUCAGAUCUACGAAUUGGAGAACGAACAGUAUUUGUUCGAAAGCGCCCAACAGGAGUUGGGCGUGGACAUCACCCGAAAUCGGGAGAACCACAUCAACGAGGCCAUAAAUCUGAUCAACGAACUAGAGAGAAACUACACGGUGCUCAGUGACGAGCUCAACAAUUUGCUUAUCGAGAUGAAAAACGAUACCCAGAUCGCCAUCAAUGACCAGAAGUCUGAGAAUACGCUCAUGAGCAAGCGCAUCAUGCUCCGGAUCCAGGAGACGAACCACAAAAUCACCAAUGAGAUCACCAUGGCCAUGCGGUCCGAAAUUGAGUCCUUGAGAUGGCAUUUGUCGCGCUGGGGUGUGAUUUCCAUCUUGACCUGUGUCAUUACCGCUUUUGUUGGCUUCUACAUGUACAGAGCAAGAUUAAAGAAGAGACUUGCGUCUGCCAAAACCGAGUUUGCACCUCUUCUUAUCUACGAGCCAAGUGAACUUGACGACGACGAUUAUCACGCGGAUCUUGAUCCCGAUUCAGUUUAA